Osmerus eperlanus (European smelt) is the source of this 2445-nucleotide messenger RNA. RefSeq names its product sciellin (gene scel). Lineage: Eukaryota; Metazoa; Chordata; Actinopteri; Osmeriformes; Osmeridae. The record is from RefSeq and is a predicted model, not a curated record. Gene Ontology annotation, cellular component: cytoplasm. The transcript has 22 exons. Gene Ontology annotation, biological process: epidermis development. The coding region runs from base 270 to 1745 and encodes 491 amino acids.
GUUUAUUUAUAAAGGAAUAAUAAUAUAUAGUAUUGAGUGUAAGACCAUAGUAGUGAGGUAAAGAGAGCAGGAGAGGUGGUGUGUGAAGGAGAAAAAAGGGGGAGAGGAAAACAGAGAGAGGUGGAGAGAAAGGUACGAGACCACACCCUCAGGUGGCCUUGGGGUUCCCUCCCUUUAGGUCAAAAAGGGAGGUAUAGACGUGUGAGAACCACUGGUCGCUUGAUUGGAGUAGUCUGUGUCGUCAGCUAAGCUAUUAAUUCAAAGUGAAGAUGUCGUAUUCUUUCACCAAAAAGACAUAUUCCACCCAAUCUACCAAGACCUCCAGUCCCAGCCAGGCCAUCGAGGAUGCCAAGAAGAAGACCUCCCUGCUGAAGGACAACAGCUGGAUCAGGAAAGAUGCUGAGGAGGAUGAACCAGUCGAGCGGGAUCCCAAUUUUGGUAGGGCUGUUCUGAGCCGCUACAAGCCGAACGAGACACUGGACAGUUCCAAGUCAGUGGAUACCAAGACCCCUCAAACCACGUCAGGUUCCACUUCCUACGUUCAGUCUCUCACUAAGAGGUUCAGUGCCAGCCAGGAUGAACUGAAUAAAGACAGCAUAUCUUCCCUGAAGUCCACAGAGGAGCCAAGGACAACCACUGUCACCAAAACUAUAGUCAAAGAGGAGCCGAAAACAAGCACCACAAUGACUACCAUUACCAAGAAUGGCAAAACCACUGAAAAAACCACUACCACCACCCAAAAUGUGGUAAAGACCCCCACCAAGACUGAAACCUUCACUGAGAAGGUCUUCUCUGACAUCAAGAACCCAAGCAAAAGCAUUGCCUACAGACCACCUGCACCAGCCAAACCGAAAGAGAGCGAAACAACAGAAAACACCUUCAAGACGGCGGACGAUCAGCUGUAUGAUACUCUCAUCCCCACAUCCAUUAAAACAAAGCUAACCCCGGACGGAGCUACAACUGUGUCCAAAACUGAGACUGUGACAGUCAAAUCCAGUAAAGACUGCUCUGAUGGAGAGAGCACCAAGACGACCACAACCACAAAGACAUCCGCCACCACUGAAGAUAAGCUGUUUGACACCCUCCUGCCCACAUCCUUCCAGUCUGGCUACAAUUCUCCUGACAGCACCAACACCACCACCACCACAACCGUCACCAAGAAGGACAUUGUUGUUGUGGACAGCACCAAAGGUGUUGAAAGUAAAACUGUGACUUCACCAACAUCUUCCACCAUCACUAAAUCCAGCUACAGCUCAUAUAGCAGUAUGGAUGAUCUCCCUUCCAGCCAAACCACCUCCUACACUAUCAGCUCCAAGCCCAGAGAGGAAUACACCAAAACCAGCUCCAUAAAAAGCUACUCUAGCCAACCAGACAGCAGUUAUGAGUACACCAGUGUAACCAGUCCCUCUGCCUACACCACAACAUCCUACAAGGACAACAGUAGCAGGCUUGACAAUCUAACGUCUGAUUCCUUCACCUCCAAGUCUAUCAAGUCUGUCUACUCAACUCCCGAGAGGGCUGUGCUGGAGAAAGACCUGUGCUCCUACUGCCGGAAGGGUAUGAGUUCUGACCCCAAGAUGGUCCUGGAGGACAUGAACAUCAACUGCCAUGCCACCUGCUUCAAGUGUGAGGUGUGUAGCAGCACCCUGGGUCAUCUGAAGGCAGGGGACAGCAUGUGGAUCUAUCGACGCACGGUCCACUGUGAGAAGUGUUUUGGCGUCACCAGAGAGAAAUGGUGUCGUUGAUCCAAAUUUACACUACUCAGUUGGAUGGAAGAAAAACAAAAGAAAAUAAAGAAAAUAUGAAUCAACCUAGGCUAAUGCAUAUUAUGGCAGGGACAUUGUUUUUGUUUAGUUGAUGAUUGAGUAUAUGAAAGCUGACAAAUGUACAUGGUCUGAGGUAGCCUAAUACUUAUGGCAGGGGGUGCUCCUUUUAAGUAACAACUGUCAAAUUAUCCUUCUGGAAAAUACGUUUUUCUUAUAUAGGCCAUUUCCUACGGAAGCCAUAAGCGGCCAUAUAUUCCUGUAUUUUAUUGACUCCGUUUUCCCGUGAUAACAAGUUGAUUUCACUUGUUUUCGCGAGCUCUUGAGUUAUUUAUGUAUUUAUCUUGAAUGAACCAAUGUUUUUUCCCCGGGAUUACGGGAUCAUUGUCUCGAGUGUAGCAAGACGGUUACGUUAGUGUGUUUGGGUACAGUGAAAAUCACGAGAAAACGGAGUAGCCUAAAUAAAGUGUAUUGAAUGAAUGGCAUCUCAGGGCUUCCGUACUUGUGUAUUUCUGUGUGUGAUUUUUUUUCUCAGCACCUACUUGCUCUUGUUACAAGUCUGUAUUGUUUGUGAAAUUCAGUGUACAAAACAUAGGGGCCGGAGGCUUUGAGUGUGUGCAAUAAACGUUGAUCAUCAUUCAAUACCUUAUAUUUUCCACAAUAACGAUCUGGUCAAAACUGA